Messenger RNA from Alternaria hordeiaustralica, 3138 nucleotides. RefSeq lists its product as uncharacterized. The record is from RefSeq and is a predicted model, not a curated record. The coding region runs from base 1 to 3138 and encodes 1045 amino acids. Gene Ontology annotation, biological process: carbohydrate metabolic process. The transcript is spliced from 3 exons. Gene Ontology annotation, cellular component: extracellular region. Gene Ontology annotation, molecular function: chitinase activity. Lineage: Eukaryota; Fungi; Ascomycota; Dothideomycetes; Pleosporales; Pleosporaceae.
AUGUUUCCCUCGACCUUCACUCGCGCUGCUUUCGCAGCUGGACUUCUUGUCUCUGGCGCUGUUGCGACUUACGACGCUGCCGCCAAGACGAACAUUGCUAUGUACUGGGGACAGGGAUACGAUCAGAUCCCACUGAUUGAUGUCUGCACUGACCCUAACGUCGACAUUGUCAACAUCGGCUUUCUGAAUCGAAAAGUCAUCAACUCGUUCCCUACAGUGCGAGGCGCAUACCCCGGAAGCAACCAUGCCAACGCGUGUGGUAGUGAUGUAUAUUACGAUCCGGUCUUGAAGCAGAACAGCACUCUUUACAGUUCAUGCCCCGGCAUAGAGGAGGCUAUCAAUGCUUGUCACAGGAGGGGCAAGAAGGUCAUGCUCUCCAUCGGAGGUGGCUGGCCUACGAACUACUACCUCAAGGACCAGGACGUCGCCGAAUGGACCGCCGAGUUCUUGCUCGGUGCGUACGGCAAGGUUACCCCUGAGUGGAAGGCCGCCGACAAGCCGCGCCCAUUCGGUGAUGCGUUCGUGGACGGCUUUGACAUGGACCUCGAAGCGCAAUUCUACGACAUGCCCGGAGGCGAUGAGAAAUUCAUCUACGCCAACUACGAAUUCUUCGGCAACUACGUCAAGAAAUACUCGAGCAUGCUCCUCUCUGCCGCUCCUCAGUGCAUCGUCCCUGAUGCGAGGAUCUCCCCAAUCAUGAAGAAGUUGAAGUUCGACAUGAUCUUCACUCAAUUCUACAACACUUGGGAGUGCUCUGCUGCCAAGGAAGUCGAGGACAAGAAGAACGGAAAGCCCAGCACCUUCACCUUCGACAAAUGGACAAGCGAGAUCAGAAAAUCGAUGAACCCCAGCGCUAAGUUCUACAUCGGAUUGCCUGCCGGUCCUGCUGGUCUCCCUACCCACAAGGAGCACUAUGUCUCGCCUGAAGAUGCAGACUACUUGCUUGGGUUCUACAAGACCCACCCCAACUUUGGUGGUGUUAUGCUAUGGGAAGCGACUGUCUCUGUCGAGAACCCAACAUACGGCCAAUCAUUCGGUACUUGGAUGAAGAAGUCUCUUGACGGAACGUUCAAGAAGGAUUUCCACCCUGUCGUAUCUUCCAGCACUCUGUCCUCUUCCACCGCUACCCCGACUUCGACCAAGCUGUCAUCCUCUAGCACCCCUGUCUCGUCCACGAUGGUCUCGUCCACGAUGGUCUCGUCCACGAUGGUCUCGUCUUCCACUCCCAUAUCGAGCAGCGCCAUGACUUCCAGCACCCCUGUCUCCAGCAGCAUGGUCUCCUCCAGCACUCCUACUCCCAGCACCAUGAUCACCAGCAGCAGUGCUUCAUCUUCGUCUGCCUACGUCACCUCGAGCUCGGCUUCCAGCAGCAGCUCCGUCCACGUUUCUUCCAGCUCAUCCGUGGUGGAAUCUUCUUCCGUAGCCUCCAGCUCUUCUUCCGUCCAGGAGAGCAGCUCAAUCUACAGCGAAAUGCCCACUGCCAGUGAGAGCGCCAGCUCCAUUGCUACCGUCAGCAGCACCAUGAUCGAGCCCUCGUCCAUCGCUACGAUCUCUGCAUCUGCCUCCAGCAGCGAGUCGGUCUACGUUCCUCUCCCAACUGAGACUAUCACUGCCAGUUCCAUCGAGUCUGUCAGCAGCAGCAUGAUUGAGUCCUCUUCCGUCCCCGAGAUCACGGCCACUGUCAGCGCCAGCUCGGUAUACGACACCUCCAGCACCAUCGAAUCUGCCAGUAGUAGCAUGAUUGAGUCGUCUUCCGUCCCUGAGAUCACCGCCACUGUCAGCGCCAGCUCGGUAUACGAGACUUCCAGCACCAUCGAGACCGUCUCCAGCACCCUCAUUGAGCCGUCAUCUGUCGCCACGAUCUCUGUUUCCGAGACCGCCAGCAGCUCCGUCUACGUUCCUUCCCCAAGCGAGACCUCUGCUUCCAACGAAGUGUCCUUGUCGGCCUCAAGCUCCAGCGACAUGUACCCGACUAGCGCCGUCUCUGCGACUACCCCCGGUGCUUCAAGCUCCAGCGACAUGUACCCCACUGACACUGUCUCUGCGUCCACCCCCGAGGCUGCGUCUUCUACCCCAUACGUGCCUUCCAUGGAGUACAGCAUGUCAUUCUCUGCUGUUUACCCAUCCGAAAGCCACUCGUCUGUUGUCUACUCAUCUGGUGUAUACUCCACCGCAUCGCCGAUGUACCCCACCGACACUGUCUCUGCUACAUACCCUGCUGAGAGCUCCAAGGGCUCUGUUGCAUCCAGCACUGGCCACGUGAGCGUCCCAUCGGUGACCGAGAAGCCCGAGUACCCUGAGUCUUCCAAGGUUCCCGCUGGAUCCACCACCUCAGUCGUCACAACUACCUACGUCGAUUUCUGCCCCACUGGCUUGACCACCGUCACCACCACCUACGUUGCGACCGUCUGCACCAAGUGCGCAAAGCCCACCGGCUCGACCGACGUACCUGAGGGCUGGACCACCAGCGUCUACACUGCCAGCACUAUUACCGUAACCAUCACCAAGCCCAUCGCUACCGCCACCCACAUGCCCGCAUACCCAUCCUCUGCUCCUUCCGUCGCAUACCCUGCAGACUACCCGGCUAAGCCCGUGUCCUCAGGCAAGCCUGCAUACCCUGCCGUCCCUGAGGCGUCCAUGCCCGCGUACCCUGUUGUGCCUGAGGCUUCCAAGGCUGCUGAGUACCCGGCUGUUCCUGAGGCAUCGAUGCCCGCAUACCCCAUCGCGCCUGAGGCUUCCAAGGCUGCCGAGUACCCAUCGGUUCCUGAAGCUUCCAAGGGCGCUGAGUACCCAUCUAUGCCCGAGGCCUCCAAGCCCGCAGAGUACCCUGCCAUGCCCGAGUACCCCAAGAAGCCAGUCGAGCAAGAGGCUACUAGCACCAUGUACAUGACCCUUACCAAGGUCGCAGUUCCCGCCUACACUCCUGCUCCUUAUCCAACUGCUGGAGGUGCUCCUUACGUCCCUGCCGGCCCUGCUAUGAACGGUACCAGCAUAUACGCGCCCAUGCCCACCGGCACCGGUAAGCCUGCCAUGCCUUCCGCAUACACCCCGCCUGCGGAGUUCGAGGGCGCUGCUAGCCGUGUUGGAGCUGGGUUCAUGAUGCUUGUUGGUGUUGUCGGCGCCGUUCUACUUUUCUAG